Messenger RNA from Leptopilina heterotoma, 1598 nucleotides. It is a transcript of the gene C1GalTA, whose product is annotated as glycoprotein-N-acetylgalactosamine 3-beta-galactosyltransferase 1. Gene Ontology annotation, molecular function: N-acetylgalactosaminide beta-1,3-galactosyltransferase activity. The record is from RefSeq and is a predicted model, not a curated record. Bases 333 to 1427 code for a protein of 364 amino acids. NCBI's taxonomy places the organism in Eukaryota, Metazoa, Arthropoda, Insecta, Hymenoptera, Figitidae. Gene Ontology annotation, cellular component: membrane. The transcript is spliced from 6 exons.
AUAUGUAAACGAUAAUCUUGUUGAAUCUGGUCUAAUAAUAAUCAUAUAAAAUGUAGAUAUGUGAUGAUUUUUAUGCCAUGAUACAUUUUACAAAAUUUAAACAGUUAAAAUGCACAAGUUAUUAAAUUACCAGUUUAAGUUAUCAUACAUUCUUUAGAGUUUUUUAUAAGCAAAAUCGAUUUAAAUAAAACAUAAUUUAGAAGAGUUACAUUAUUGUAACAAUUAUCAUUAUCAUGGUGAGGAGGCAACAUGAUAAAACCACUUCAAGGAGUUUUAGAUUAGUUCUUUAGAACCUUAAUAAGCAACUUCAGUAAACAAUUGUUUACUUCAACAUGGUUCAGCAGAGGGUUCCAGGCAUUAAUGGUAGAGGUGGAAAGCGUUUUAUCUUAACACUCAUCGUAGGAACAAUUUUUGGUUUUUUAUCAGCAUGUCUUCUUAUCACAGCUACUAAAGAUGUAUCACACAUAUUUAAUUGGUUGCCUCAUAGUGCUGCACCCGGUAAUGGACACCAGUUUCCAGAUGCUGAUUUACGAUUUGAACCAGAUGGAGAUAUUAAAUUUCAUGAAAAAGAUGAAAUUUUCCACAAAAAUGAAGAUAAGGUAGCACAAGAAUUAAAAAAGAAAGUUCGUGUACUCUGCUGGGUAAUGACUGGACCAAAUAAUCAUCAGAAAAAAGCUAAACACGUGAAAGCAACUUGGGGAAAGCGAUGUAAUGUCCUACUCUUUAUGAGUUCCGAAAAAGAUGACAGUUUACCUGCAAUAGCUUUACCUGUAAAAGAAGGAAGGAAUAAUCUUUGGGGAAAAACAAAAGAAGCAUUUAAGUAUGCGUAUGAAAAUUAUAAAGAUAAAGUUGAUUGGUUUAUCAAGGCUGAUGAUGACACAUAUGUAAUAUUAGAAAAUUUACGAUACAUGUUAUCUUCAUACAGUCCAGCGUCUCCGUUGUACUUUGGAUGUAGAUUUAAGCCAUACGUGAAACAAGGAUAUAUGAGUGGUGGCGCGGGAUAUGUACUUAGUAGAGAAGCUCUUAGGAAAUUUAUUGAGGAAGGAUUACCGGACAAAACAAAAUGUCGACAGGAUCAUGGUGGAGCUGAAGAUGUAGAAAUGGGCAAAUGUUUAGAGAACGUGAAUGUACUUGCAAUGGAUUCGCGUGAUCCACUGGGUCGUGGAAGAUUUUUCCCGUUUGUACCGGAACAACACUUAAUAUCAAAACAACGGGACGUUAACUUUUGGUAUUGGAAUUAUAUUUACUACGAUACUAAGGAUGGUUUAAAUUGUUGUUCUGACAGUGCCAUAUCUUUUCACUAUGUGUCGCCGAAUAUGAUGUACGUUCUCGAAUAUUUAAUUUAUCAUUUGAGACCGUACGGAAUCACGCAUAGUGUAGAUGAAAUAGCAACAAAUAAAUCGAUUUCUUUGAGUAAUAAUAACUAGUCUCGGCUAAGUCAACUUAUUUUUUAUUGUCAAGUGCAAACUUUAAUGUAAUAUAAUAAUGAUAAUCAUUCCUUGUUAUUAAUUCCAUUUUUAUAAGACGAUUUUUAACUUUCAUUAAUGGAAAUUAAUAGCAUCAUAUAUGCUAUUCAAUAAGUUUGCGCAAUACAUUAA